Molecule: messenger RNA, 6242 nt
Organism: Formica exsecta
Lineage: Eukaryota; Metazoa; Arthropoda; Insecta; Hymenoptera; Formicidae
Product: fatty acid synthase-like
Biological process (GO): fatty acid biosynthetic process
Molecular function (GO): fatty acid synthase activity; oxidoreductase activity
Source: RefSeq, a predicted model, not a curated record
UUCGCCUUUUCGCCUCUUUUACAUGGAGGCUCAUGCAACUGGUACUCUAGCCGGCGAUCCUAUGGAACUUCAAGCCAUCGAUAAAGCUUUGUGCGCUACAAGACAACUUCCUCUAUUAUUGGGUUCAGUGAAGUCGAAUAUUGGACAUCCAGAAGCUGCCAGUGGUCAAUGUCAUAUUGCAAAGGUUUUAAUAGCGAUGGAAACUGGUAUAAUGGCGCCUACUAUACAUUUUAAAUGUCCACGAAAGGAUAUGACUGCUAUUAUUGAAGGAAGAAUAAAUAUAGUCACUGAACCGACAGAAUAUAAGGGUGGUUAUAUCGGUAUUAAUUCCUUCGGAUUUGGCGGUGCUAAUUGCCACGUAUUACUAAAAUCAAAUCCAACAAUUAAAGUCAAUAAUGAAGCAGAUGAUAAUUUACCUAGGCUUGUAGCUAUAUCUGGACGUACGGAGGAAGCAGUUAAAAUUAUAUUAGAUGAGGUACAGAGUCGGUCAAUAGAUGUAGAAUAUAUCUCUCUGCUACAUCGUAUUCAUAGUGUCAAUAUAAAAGGUCAUUCCUACAGGGGAUACAUAAUAACUGGAUCCAACGUAUCUGAUAACGCAAUAAUUAAAAUGGGACGCAACGUAAGUACGAAAAGACCGAUUUGCUUCAUAUUUUCUGGAAUUGGAUUGCAGUGUCUUAACAUGGGUCGAACUUUGAUGAAAUUUCCACCAUUUAUUAAAGCAGUCCAGAAAUGCGACACAAUUUUGAGACCUUACGGUAUAUCGGUAACAGAUAUUCUAACAAAUAGAAACAAAGAUAUUGUCAACAACGUAGUCAAUUUAUUUGUAGGCCUUAUUGGAUCACAGAUUGGAAUAGUUGAUCUUUUGACAAGCAUUGGUAUCACUCCUGAUGUUAUAAUGGGUCAUUCCAUUGGCGAGUUGAUUUGUGGAUAUGCCGAUUGAUGCUUAACGGCCGAAGAAACCAUCUUGUUGGCAUAUUAUGUCGGCUCAGCAUUUCUUAAGUCAAAAAUAAUAGAUGGUUUAAUGGCUGAAAUUAAUCUCGAUUUUUAAACUUUGAAAAAUAUUUGUCCGUCGGAUAUUGAUAUAGCUUGUUACAAUAAUUCACGUAAUUCUAUUGUGAGUGGACCAACAAACUCUGUAAGAGCAUUCCUCGCUAAGCUACAGAAUGACAAUAUUUCUAUAAAAGAAAUUUCCUUCGGACGUAUACCUUUUCAUAGUCGUUACGUCGAGCCCGCAAGAAUUAAACUUUUGGAGUACAUGAAUCAAAUAUUGCCACAACAAGCGUAUCCAAGCUCAAAAUGGUUGAGUGUGUCGAAUGAGUCUUAUGAAUGGUUCAGCGCAUUUCCAAAGUCAAGUUUAGCAGAAUAUUAUACAAAUCAUUUGCUAGACCCGGUAUUAUUCUCAGAAACUUUACGUUUUAUUCCAAACGAUGCAGUGACGAUUGAGAUAGCGCCACAUGACAUUCUACAAUACAUUCUUAAUGAUUCCUUAGAGACAACAGUGACAAAUGUCGCGUUAUACAAAUUCUCUCACAAAUCGAAUAUUGAAAUAUUUUUACACGGAAUUGGAAAACUUUAUAAUGCAGGAUUACAGCCGCAAAUCGCAAAUUUAUAUCCAGAAGUUAAGUUUCCUGUAAGUCGUGGUACACCGAUGAUUUCUCAUCUUAUAAGAUGGGAUCAUUCCAAAGAUUGGUAUACAUACCGUUAUAUCGGACAAAAAACAAUCGACAAAGGAGAAGUAAUUGUCACUAUUAAUUUGUUAGAUGAAGAAUUUAUAUAUAUGAGUGGACAUGUCAUUAAUGGAGAAAAUUUAUUUCCGAUUAUGGGAUAUCUUUUACUUAUAUGGCAGAUGAUCAGCUGGUUGAAAAAACAAGAUUACUUCGAUAUACCAAUUGUAUUUGAAGAUAUCAAUUUUCUACGCUCUAUAAUAUUAUCAAAACAAAGUCCUGUCGAUUUAGUUCUUAUGAUGCAAAAAGGUAGUAGCAAAUUCGAAAUAAUCGAAGGAAGCAAUGCUGUUGUUACUGGAACAAUACGAAUUCCAAAUAAUAUUGAAGACGAAAAAAUAUGUACUACGUUUAUUGAUCGAAAUGACAAUGAUGAAGAGGAAAUGAAUACGAAAGAUAUCUAUAAAGAAUUGAAGCUUCGUGGUUAUCAAUAUACCGGCGAAUUUCGUGGACUGAAAAGCGCGUCAAUUAGGGGAAAGAAUGGUCAUAUUGCCUGGACUGACAACUGGACAACAUUUAUGGAUAACAUGUUACAGAUGAUGAUUUUAGGACUGGAUUCGAGAAGUCUCUUCGUACCAACAAGAAUUCGUAAAGUAGUAAUCGAUCCAAAAUCUCAUAUAGAACAAAUUGAAAAGCUUCCAAAUGAAGAAAAACAAGUCCUUGUACAAAAUUAUAAGCAUUUAGAUGCUUUGAUAUCCGGAGGAAUUGAAAUAAGCGGCGUCGUGACUACAGCUAUAUCUCGCCAACAAAGAGAGAUCAAUCCCGUUCUUGAAGAGUACAAGUUUGUUGCUCAUAGGGAUCUAGAUAUAAUGUUCUUAGAAGAUAUAACAAGAAUGUCGGUGCAUCUUGCGCUCGAGUGUUACAAUAUGAUAAACGUAAAAAUAAUCGAAUUUGUGGAGGAUAGCGAUCAAGUGAUGCCGGAGAAUUUAAAUUGUUUAUUUGUGAAUAAAGUUCUAGAUGAUUUACCGCAAAUUCAAUCCGAUAUCAAACUGGUGGCAACACACGGACGAUUCAAAGAUAUCGCCUUGCCUAACAAUGUUUCUACAAUUGAAUUUGAUAAACUGUCAAAAAAUGAAAAUUGUUUGAUGAUCAUAGGUUUCAGAAUUUUAACAAAAAAUAAAAACAAAUUAUAUGAACAAUUAUUAUCUGUCAUACUGCCUGAGGGAUUUCUUCUAACAUUGGAAGAGUUGGAUGUUAGCUAUGACUACUCAUGUCUGGAUAAGUAUGGAUUAAAAGUAAUUUUGGAGAAACGCACCAACGAUAAGACAAUUAUAUUAUUAAGAAAAAUACACGAUAUUAAGAAUAGUCAACAGAUCGUGUAUAUAAAUAAUUAUGAAUUCUCAUGGAUAGACAGGCUUAAAUCAUUCAUGAACGUAGAAAAUGAAACUACAAGGAUUAUAGUCGUUGCAGAAGGGGACUUCGAAUGCGGACUAAUCGGCCUUGUAAAUUGUUUGCGAAAAGAACCGGGCGGUAAAAUGAUUAAAGGUGUAUUUAUUCAAGAUAAAGAUGCGCCUACUUUUUCAUUGCAAGAAUCAUUGUACAUGAGGCAACUACAGCUGGAUUUACCCAUCAAUGUUAUACGUUCCGGUAAAAUUUGGGGUUCUUACAGGUAUUUUCCAUUACCAUUACUAAAACCAAAACUCGUGCAGAGUGCUUAUGUUUCUCAAAUGGUGCGAGGUGAUUUAAGUACUCUUUGUUGGCUGCAAAACAGGAUAUCUUUGGUCAAUAAUGAUGAAGAAAAUCUGAUAAGAAUAGUCUAUGCGUCCAUCAAUUUUAAAGACGUCAUGAUAGCUAGCGGUAAACUCUUUUCGACUUCCGCGGCAUCUUUUGAACAAAAUAAUAGUUCUUUAAUUGGAAUAGAAUUUGUUGGUUUUAAUAAAAAUGGACAAAGAAUAAUGGGAAUGUGUUCAAAUGGUGGAUUCGCAAAUAUUUGCGUAGCUGACAAAACACUUAGUUGGAUCAUACCUGACGAGUGGACAAUGGAAGACGCCGCGACGGUUCCAUGUGCAUAUAGUACAUGCUAUUACGCUUUGCAUUUGAGAGGUAAAAUGAAGAAAGGCGAGAAAGUGUUAAUUCAUUCUGGUACGGGAAGUGUUGGUCAGGCAGCAAUUUACCUUGCACUUGACGAAGGUUGCGAAGUAUUUACAACAGUUGGAAAUGUCGAGAAACGACACUUUAUAAGAAAAAUAUUUCCUUCUAUUCCUGAGGAUCAUAUCGGAAACUCUCGAGACAUGAGUUUUGAACAAAUGAUUAUCCAGAAGACGAAAGGUCGCGGAGUGGAUAUCGUACUGAAUUCUUUAGCUGGAGAAAAACUGCAAGCAUCCAUCCGUUGCUUAGCAAAAAGUGGUCGUUUCCUCGAAAUUGGAAUGUUUGAUAUGAUUUCUAAUAAUCCUUUAGAAAUAUCUGUAUUCUCAAGAGGCAUUAGUUUUUACGGUAUAAAAUUGGAUAAAUUAUUUAGUGCGAAACAAGAGAACAAAGUAAUAUUAUCGAAUAAAAUAAUAGAAGGUAUAAAGAAAAAGGCUAUCAAACCGUUAUGCAGAAAAGUUUUUGAAAGGGAUGAAAUAGAAACUGCGUUUAGAUAUAUGACUACUGGAAAGCAUAUUGGCAAGGUAAUAAUAAAAAUUCAUGAAAAAGAUGAACCCUUGAAUGCGCCUAUACUUGCACAUCCCCGGUAUUACUGUCUGGAACACAAAUGCUACAUCGUUUUAGGUGGUCUAGGUGGUUUUGGUCUGGAAUUAAUUAAUUGGUUGAUUUUACGUGGUGCAAAAAAUGUAAUAGUGACUUCACGAACUGGGAUAAAGAGCGGCAUUGUUACAGCUGCUUCAGCUACAGAUACUUUGAGAUAUAAAGACUGUGAAUCUAUAUUAAAAUUUGCCGAAGAACAAGGUCCUGUGGAUGCAAUAUUUAAUCUCGCAGUUGUAUUGAAAGACGGCUUAUUCAAGAAUCAAUCUCCACAAACAUUUGAAGAAUCUUUCAUGUCAAAGGCAUGGAUGACAAAAAAGAUGGACGAAUUAUCGAGAAUAAUUUGCACUCAACUUCGACAUUUUGUCGUAUUUUCUUCCGUUUCAUGCGGAAGAGGUAACGUAGGCCAAACAAAUUACGGAAUGGCAAAUUCCGUAAUGGAAAGAAUUUGUGAAAGAAGAAUGAAAGAAGGUUUACAUGGUUUGGCUAUAGAGUGGGGCGCAAUUGGUGAAGUUGGACUUGCCGCAGAUAUGCAAAAAGAUGACAAAGAACUUGUUAUUGGAGGUACGUUGCAACAAAGAAUAUCCUCUUGCUUGGACACAUUAGAAGUAUUUUUGCUACACGAUCGAUCAAUCGUAAGUAGCAUGAUUGUUGCAGACAGAAAAAAUUCUAGCCAAGCAAUAAAUCCACUUGAAGCGGUUACAAAUAUUAUGGGAUUGAAAAAUCUAAACAUAAUGACGCCAAACGUAUUACUGACUGAGCUAGGUAUGGAUUCAAUGAUGGUGGUAGAAAUUAAACAAACAUUGGAGAAAGAAUUUGAUAUUUUAUUGACAGAACAAAAUAUUAUAAAUCUCAAUCUUGCUGCACUAAGAAAAAUGACAAAUGCAACCGAGCAAGAAAAUACGUACGAUGCUACUGAAGCUGCUACAAAUAAUUUGGACGGUUUUAAAACAUUGACACGAAAACUUAACGAUACUGAUUUCAGUCCAGAUAUUUAUGUAGAACUCAAUACAAAAAUGAAUAUUGCUGGAAACAAAAUAUUUCUUAUACCUGGAGUCGACGGAUCUGCAAGCGUAUAUAAACGGAUAGAAUCGAAAAUUAAAUCUUUGGCGAUGUGUUUGCAACACGGUGCAUUUAAUAUGCCGAAUGCUACUCGUUCAAUAAUGAAAUCAGCAGCAUAUAUUCUGCCUUACAUAAUGGAGAAAAUGGAAGAUCAAAAAGAAUUUUUAAUAGUGGGUUAUUCAUUUGGAUCCUUAAUUGCCAUUGAAUUAGCAAGAUUAUUAGAAACUAAGAAUUUCAUUGGACGGUUAAUACUUAUAGAUGGAGCUCCUGAUUGGAUGAAAUUUUUGGUUGAAAAAUUUUUUAAUUAUUCGCAAUAUACUUCGCAACAAGAACUACAAAAUAACAUUCUACUUCGUUAAUUAAAUAUAUAUUUCGAAUAUGACAGCGAAAUGGCUGCUCCAGAGCUGAAUAAGUGCACUACAUGGGAGGAGAAAUUAGAACUACUUACUGCUCACUUUUCGAAGAAGAAUGUAUUAAGUGUUGAAAAUCAAAAACUCUUAUAUACAACGAUUUACGAUCAUAUAAUUGCUAUACAAGAUUAUGAUAUAUCUUCAUUGCCACCCUUAAAAUCAUCUAUAAUACUAUUAAAACCCACACUUAGGCCUAUCACUUUUCCUGAAGAAGAUUAUGGUCUACAUAAGAUUACUGAAAAUGCAGUGCAAAUUCAUUACAUGGAAGGUAGUCAUAUCACUAUGAUGGACAAAAUAGCAUCAUUUAUUAACGAAGCAUUGUAAAAUAAAUAACUCUGUAUCAAUAUUAAAUGAUUACUUAAAAAAU